Molecule: messenger RNA, 1155 nt
Organism: Mesorhabditis spiculigera
Lineage: Eukaryota; Metazoa; Nematoda; Chromadorea; Rhabditida; Rhabditidae
Source: the annotation of a GenBank genome assembly
AUGCAGGGAGGCAAUCUAGACAUUAUUUCUGCCACCGAGGCGCUGAGUUCUUGGCCAGUGGAGGAUGCAGUGAUUGUACUUUUUACAGGAAGUGACCAGAGCAAAUUUCCCGCUGCUGGCCGCGGGUACAACAAGAUAGCUCAAACCAUCCAAACCUCCACCGUGGAGCCAACGAGCGAGGAACCGACCACCAUUACCAUAACCACAACGGAAUUAUAUUUUCCUCCCAUUUGCGGAUUCUGCAUUUUGUUGGAUGCUUCAGUGGAGGGCUGGGAGACAUAUCCGGCGCAGGUUGAAUAUAUGAAGCAGAUAUCCCUGCCACUCAUCCAACAGGCUGUAGCCGCUCCCUACUUGCUUCCGAUUUGUUUUUAUAUAUUUGGACAGGGCGAUUCGAGCGUUGGCUGCGGCAGUGAUUAUCAAUGGCUCAUUACUGGUUGGGAGGAGCUCAAUCGCAACGUGACAAUAGCAAAUGCGAAGAAUACGACGAUCGUCGACCAGAUGGCAUGGUUCAGCAUUUGGCAAUCGUGCACCGGCCGCGUGAGGCAGCUGGCACUAAUUUUUACAAACAGCGGAAGUCGAUGCCGCACCUCCAUUUUCUGGUGUGUAUCCGGUUGCCAUAUAUGGACAUGCGUUCUCAGGUGCCAAUCUUGGGCGCCUAGCGCAUCCAAUGGAUCGAUAGAAGCAUUGGAUCUGCUCGGCGAACAAGUCGCAUUGAUGAGAGAAGCAGCGGCGACCAUGUUCAAAGAGUUACAAGAUCUGCGGUUUAGACUUGCAAUGGCUGGUGUAGUUGUCGGCCAGAGCGAAUAUGACAUCGAUUAUGCCUUCCAAAAAUAUACCCCCGAGUAUUGGCUAUACGACUACUUUUUCGCCGUUGACCGGAAGAAUGUCACGAGACUUACCGCAUUGAAUCACACUAUUGCUGAUACUUUGGCUACCGUGCGUUCGGAAAUCUACCCGGAUCGAGGAGCUGCCUUCUUCUUCAGUAACAGCCCCCAAGCGGAAGUCGACGCGAUUCCGACGUCAGAUUUCCGCCGGCAACUCUAUGGCUACAGUCUAGCAGGGGCUGACCUCAGCAGGAUUGCCAAACCCUUCCAAAUCCCGCUGGCGGAAGACACUAUCGCGGACUUUCGCGAUAUUUUUUGCUUGGGCCCCGGA